AUGCGUCAGCGCGAGACUUUUUUUGAGCGUGUUGAUGCUCGUACUGAAGUUGAACUAAGGCUAACACAUUCAACGGCAGGUUCUGAUCGAGGCGAACUACAAUUUUUAGUUGCUAAAAGUAGUGGCAUUGCGGAUGGUUUGGCACUAGUAAAUGUCUCAGCAAGUCUAGAAACAGCUGCACAGCGAGGUCUGGCGGUAGUCGCAGUGGUGUUAGAGGCUGGAGUAGGAGUCGCACAAGCUAAACCACGCAAUCUGCCGAAAUGUGUUCGUGUUGAAUCAAGUGGCGUUGAUUCCUCAAGAGGAGGCAAGUUUGUUACAUUACGGCCUCUUGCACGAACAGUUGCGACCUUAUAA
Molecule: messenger RNA, 354 nt
Organism: Protopolystoma xenopodis
Lineage: Eukaryota; Metazoa; Platyhelminthes; Monogenea; Polystomatidea; Polystomatidae
Source: the annotation of a GenBank genome assembly